Molecule: messenger RNA, 1419 nt
Organism: Stylonychia lemnae
Lineage: Eukaryota; Ciliophora; Spirotrichea; Sporadotrichida; Oxytrichidae
Source: the annotation of a GenBank genome assembly
AUGGAAAAAAUACAAACAGAUAGUGCAUUAUAAUCUGGGAACAAUAAUAAGGAUUCUGAAAUUCAAGAGUAAGAGGAAAUAAAGACAGAUUUUCAUUACUCUAAAAUAGACUUGACCGAGAGAUCUUUAUCAAUAGAGCAUCUUUAAAGAUUCAAUAAAGAAGAUCUUAUAAAUUUAAUCAUAGAAAAUAAAAAAACUCUAAUAGAGGCUAAACCUAAUGUAAAGAAACAUUAGCAAAAGCCUUUCGAUUUUUAAAAGCAUGAAAUAGUUAAGAUUGCAUUGAAAUUCAGCUAUUUAGGCAAGAAUUAUAAAGGUCUAGCCAUUUAAACUAAUACUGAUGAAACUAUAGAAGGAAAAAUAUAUUAAUCAUUGAAAAGGACCUGCUUAAUAUAGCCUGAUUUACCAGUAAAUAGGAGUUAGUAUACUAGAUGUGGAAGAACUGAUAAAGGUGUUUCUGCGUUAGGAAAUGUUUGCUCUCUCUAUGUUAGAAAAUUGAAAGAUGAAAGCUAUUGUCAAACACUUAAUCAUGCUCUGCCUCUAGACAUUAGAAUGAUAUCUUACUGUGAAGUUCCACCCCAUUUCGACUCUAGAUUCUCUUGCAUCUAUAGAGAGUACAAAUACUUCUUUGUGCAGUAGAAUAUGAAUAUUGAUAAAAUAAUAAAAGCUGCAAAGAAGUAUUUAGGGCUGCAUGAUUUUAGGAACUUUUGCAAAAAAGAUGAAAGUGUUAAAAGGGAGGAUGAUGAGUUUGAUGAUGAUUAGAAUUUCAUGAGAAGAAUUUUUAGAUUUGAUAUUUUGCCACUUCAAAUCAAUUAGAAUAAUGAAAAACUAUCCAUCUGGUAUUGUAUCAUAAGAGGUAGCGCUUUCUUAUGGCAUUAAGUCAGAUGCAUGAUGGCAAUUCUAUUUAUGAUUGGUAGAGGGGAAGAGGAUGAAAGUGUCAUUGAUUUAUUAUAUGAUAUUGAAAAGUUACCAGAUAGACCAAACUAUAACAUAGCCCCUGAAAAUGGCUUGAUUUUAAGUGAAUGUGGAUUUGAUGACAUCGAGUGGAGCAAUCCAGUAUUUAGUGAUAUUGAAACUUAUAAUGUCUUUAGAAGACAAUACGAGGAGAAUGCUAUUGAUAUGAGUUUGAAUGAGAUAAUGCUGUAAUACUAUGAAUAGACAUUUAUUGAAUCGCAUAAAGUUAUGAACAGUAUGGGAAUUACAGUCAUUAAUCAAAAGCUGCUUCAAGAAAAUAAAAAAAUAUCAUGGAAUAAUAUGCUAGGAUCAGUAACAAUGAAAAAGAAAGAGAAAAACGAAGGUUCAAUAAUUAGAAAAGCUGCAGAAGGAAAAGUACUUCCUUAGAGUAAGAAAAGAGAGAAAAAGCAAAAAGAAAAGAGAGAUACUAAUUCCUAAAAAUUGGAGUAGAGUGCUAAUUAGUCAUGA